AUGUAUCGAUCUGGCAGAGUAGUCAAAGAGCGACGACCAUUCCUGCGUCGUACAAAAGCGACAGCACCACCCGACGUCACCGACACGGAGGGCUCCACCACUGUCGAAACAACCACCAACAAGUUCACCAGAGGCAACAACAGGUUCAAGUUACGGAAAACGGAAAAAACGACCGAGAAACCGCGGGAAAACAGCGAAACGAACAACAAGCUGGCAUCUUCGAGCAGUGCGCAGACGCGUAAUGACAGACCUCGUAACUUCGUACGGCGACGGCUUGGAGGGGCGAACUCAACUACUUUCAAACCUUCUACCACGACGCAAACACCGGUAGCAAUAUCCCGCCGACCGUUCCGAGUUGCGAGCCGCCGCCGGCCUCUUUCUUCCACCACUUCCACAACUACCACUGCUAGAACAACCACCGCGUUCAUUGAAAGUGAGGAGUCUUUGCAGGAUAUUGGAGAUAUAGACGCAAUAGAGGAUCCGUCGCUCAAAUCCAGCACAUCACCAAAAACAACGUCUAGCGCACAACGAAGACGCCCUCUAACUCAACUGAAGAGUGAACAAGACCAAAGUCCGUCAGCAACAAACGAAGAUGAAAAGAAAAGACAAAGUAAGAAAUACAGUUCUAGUUUCAAGCAAAAUCAGUUGGACGAAAUCAUUAAAUUGAGAGGUAGCGCAGAAGACAUAGAUAUAACAACUGAAAGCAGAACUACACUCGAAGAUAUAAGUGCAGAAACCGCUGUGGCAUUAGCCGCUCACCAACUUUUAGCAGCACCGAUACCAAUCAUACCCGAUUACGACGACGAACCCAAUCAAACAAGAAAAACACCUCAAACAAUAGUAGACUAUAAAUUCACUAGUCCAGAGUACACUGAAGACUUCACGAAAGGCCAGACUUAUUUAUCAGAAUACUCACGAACACCAGCUUAUACGUCAAGACUAAGGACCAUCGAAACGUCUACCAACAGUUAUACCUCUCUUCUAACUGACCCUGAUACACCUUCCUCAACUCGAUCUUCACCUGACACAAGACUGCCCACGUAUACCACAACUGGAGCAUACACGAGCAGAAAUUUAAGACCUCUCGAUUCGACGAAUAAAGCAAAUCCAACGAUAUCUGGUGUAACGCUCAGUAUAGGUUCAGAAGGCUCUGGUGAAUCGACCGCCCGAUACACAAAUUUCCAAAAUGAAAUAAACCCAUCAACUUACACAACUGACAACUACGAAUCUAGAGUAUCAAAACCUGGGUUAACGACUAAUAUAUUAAACCCCACGACCGCUGGAAUAUCAUUGAAUUUACGAGAAUCAACUUUGAAAUAUACUGCUUCUAAUCGCGAUGUGUCACCGACUUAUCCUACAGCCUUUACAAGCAAAGUAUCUAGACCUUCAGGAUUUUCUCCCAAUUUAGUUAAUAUAGAUGAAGUGGAAGAUGGCAAGUCGACAGUGAGGUAUCAGGGUUCGAGUGUAAGAGGUCCAUCUACUGCUAGAUACGAAGGUUCUAGUGAGAAGAUUCCGGUACCAGUUGUCUUCGGGUACUCGACCGGUGGCCAGGGCUUGCAAGAGCCUUCGUAUUUCACCAGAGAAUACCUUUUGGAAUCACCAGUGACAAAAGCUUAUGAUGAUGAAUACCAAUAUCUGUCACCUGUGACGACACCACAAACAUCUACUAAAAAACCACUAAGGAGGAAAACGAUAUUCAGAAGAAUUUCCACUACCCAGUCACCAACCUCCGUCCUUCCACAAACUACUCAAAAACCACGACGAACGACCAGAAGACCUUUCGAGAAAAUAGCGAUAAGAAAGAACCCGCUAAAGAAAAACACAGUGCAACAAGACACAGCCCAAAAGGAACCUGUUCAAAAGAAAUUUGUUCAGAAAACACCAGUUCAAAAGACUCCAGUGCAAACAGUUCAAAAACCAAAUAGACCUAGACCAAUUACAGAUUACGAUUACUACGAUGCUAGCCAAGAAGAAGUAGCCGAUAAAUAUGAAGAAGGCACGAAAGUCAUUCUUCAUGCAAAAGGUAACAUCGAAUGUUUAGAUAUAGGUAACUUCCCACACCCGUCUUCUUGUAAGAAGUUCAUAUCGUGUGCUCGGAUGGAGAGUGGUUCUAUUAUUGGAUGGGAGUACAUUUGCCCAAAGGGAUUGUCUUUUGAUCCCGUGGGGGGAAUAUGUAAUUGGUCAGCAGGCUUAGGAUGUUUCGAGAAAGAUACAUGA
Nymphalis io (European peacock) is the source of this 2217-nucleotide messenger RNA. RefSeq names its product mucin-5AC-like. Gene Ontology annotation, cellular component: extracellular region. The record is from RefSeq and is a predicted model, not a curated record. Lineage: Eukaryota; Metazoa; Arthropoda; Insecta; Lepidoptera; Nymphalidae. The transcript has 7 exons. Gene Ontology annotation, molecular function: chitin binding. The coding region runs from base 1 to 2217 and encodes 738 amino acids.